UUUAAUUCUUUUUAUUAGUUCAUGUUGCUCAUGCCCGCAUUAGACGCCACAAUGUUGUCGAGCCAAUCAACCAUGAAGUCGAUCAACAUCGAAACUGGAAACUCCUUUCGCACGAAUGCGGCAAAAAUAAAGAACUUGAAAUGAGAAUUUUCGGGGGCGAUGAUGCCUCCUUAGGACAAUUUCCUUGGAUGGUUCGAAUUGGAGCUGUAAAAGGUGAACUCCGAGGUUUGGUCUGCGGAGGUGUAUUGAUACAUGAAAAUUACGUUCUUACUGCAGCUCAUUGUGGAGAAAACGGUGUUAGCAUUUCCUUCGUCCGCGUUGGAGAAUACGAUACUCGUACAGACAUUGACUGUAAUGAUUUUGGUUGUGCACCACCUUAUCAAGAUUUGCAGGUAGCAAAAUGGAUUCCACACGAAAACUGGAACACUGAUACCGUUCAAAAUGAUAUCGCUCUAAUUAAAACUAAACAAAGAGCAAAAUAUCAUGAUUACGUCAAACCUAUCUGCCUACCCGGUCGAGAUUCCUCGUUCAAACAUUAUAUGGUUGACGGUAUAGUGUCAUUAGCUGGAUGGGGAGAAACUAAUAACAGUUCAUACUCCGUAAUGCCCAAAGUUCUACAGUAUGUAAAUUUGGAUGUUGUUCCCUUAAGAGAUUGCCAAACCAGUUAUACAGAUUAUAAUGUUACCAAAGCGCAAAUCUGUGUAGGAGCAGGGGAAGGGCAUGAUACCUGUGAAGGAGACAGUGGAGGUCCAGUAAUGAAAGAAAUAAAGAUUUUUGGAGAAUACAGGUGGUACACUGUUGGAAUAGUUUCAUUUGGAUCUCCAGAUUGUGGAGCAGCACCAGCUGUAUAUACCAACGUGAGGUAUUAUCUCAGUUGGAUUUUAGAUCAUCUAACACCUUAAGACAAGCUACAAAAUAAAUAAAUUUAUUUUUA
Messenger RNA from Psylliodes chrysocephalus, 934 nucleotides. The record is from the annotation of a GenBank genome assembly. Lineage: Eukaryota; Metazoa; Arthropoda; Insecta; Coleoptera; Chrysomelidae.